AGUUCUGGAUAAAGCAAAGAAAUAUGCAGACAACCACCACCACUACAAUAAAUCUUCCUCAUCAUCAUCAUCAUCUUUCACCGACACAGAACAAACCCACUUCCAAAUUAUCCCAGAAAACAGUCCUAGGCCUCCUAAAUACUACAUGCUUUACUUCACUGCAAAAUCUUAAGCAACUCCAUGCUGUGAUAUUGAGGAGCGGCCAUUUUCAAGACCAUUAUAUUUCUGGCACCUUAGUGAAAUGCUAUGCUAAUCACCGUUUCAGCAAUCUGGACUUAGCCUUUAAGGUCUUUGAUCAUGUCCCUAAUCCCAAUGUUUUUGUGUAUAACAUUAUUAUAAAGGGUUGCUUAGACAAUAAUAAACCAUUUAAGGCCACGUCUUGUUACUAUGAGAUGGUAUCUGCAAAUUCAAGGCCUAAUAAGUUCACUUAUCCUACUCUGUUGAAGGCUUGUGGGAUUGCAGAAGCAACCAAAGAAGGCGUGCAAGUGCAUGCUCAUGUGAUUAAACAAGGGCUUAGUGGAGAUGGGCAUAUAAGAAGUUCUGGGAUUCAAAUGUAUGCAACUUUUGGUCAUAUGGUGGAGGCUAGGAGAAUGCUAGAUGAGGAUGGAGAAUCGGAUGUUAUUUGUUUUAAUGUGAUGAUUGAUGGGUAUUUGAAGUGCGGAGAUGUGGAUUCAGCUAAAGAAUUGUUUGAAAAAAUGGAGGAUAGAAGUAUUGGUUCUUGGAAUGCAAUGGUAUCUGGUUUGGCUAAGUGUGGGAUGGUUAAAGAAGCAAGGGAGUUGUUUGAUGAUAUGAGUGAAAAGGAUGAGAUAUCCUGGAGUGCUAUGAUUGAUGGUUAUAUCAAAGGAGGGUAUUAUAAGGAGGCACUGGAAGUAUUUAAUGUGAUGCAAAGAGAAGAAAUUAGGCCAAGGAAAUUUGUUUUGUCAAGUGUUCUAGCUGCAUGUGCUAAUGUGGGGGCUCUUGAUCAAGGAAGAUGGAUUCAUGCUUAUGUGAAGAAGAAUCCUGAUUUUUUGGAUGCAGUCUUAGGAACUGCUCUGGUGGAUAUGUACAUGAAAUGCGGGCGGUUCGACAUGGCUUGGGAUGUUUUCGAGACUUUGAAAGAGAAAGAAGUCUUCACUUGGAAUGCUAUGAUUUGUGGGCUAGCUAUGCAUGGUAGAGCAGAGGAUGCAAUUGAGCUUUUCUUUAAGAUGCAAAGAGAGAAGUUCAGGCCAAAUAGGAUCACCUUUGUGGGUAUAUUGAAUGCUUGUGCACAUAAAGGAUUGGUAGAUGAGGGUCUAAAGAUAUUGGAAUCCAUGGAGAAAGUUUAUGAUAUUGAGCCUGAGAUGGAGCAUUAUGGCUGUGUAGUUGAUCUCCUAGGAAAAGCAGGGCUCUUGGCAGAGGCAGAGGAGCUCAUAUUUUCAAUGCCAAUGGAACCAAAUGCUGCUGUUUGGGGAGCACUGUUAGGUGCUUGUAGGAUACAUGGAAAUUCAGAAUUAGGUGAAAGAGUAGGGAAGAUUUUGACGCAGUUGGAGCCACAAAAUAGUGGUCGAUAUGCAUUAUUAUCAAACAUCUAUGCGAAGGCCGGGAGAUGGGAUGAUGUUGCAAAUGUGAGGAAACUGAUGAAGGAAAGAGGAGUCAAGACCAUUCCUGGAACUAGCAUGAUUGAUUUAAAUGGUGUGGUUCAUGAGUUCAAAAUGGGUGAUGGGUCACAUCCAGAUAUGAAGGAAGUCUACUUGAUGUUGAAAAAUAUGAUUGAGAGGAUAGAAACGGAAGGCUAUUUGCCAAAUACCUCUCAGGCUUGUUUUGACAUUGAGGAGGAAGAGAAGGAAACUGCAUUGCGACACCACAGUGAAAAGCUCGCAAUUACUUUUGGAUUGAUCAACACAAAGCCAGGAACAACCAUUCGUAUAGUGAAGAAUCUAAGGAUGUGUGAGGACUGCCAUUCUGCUGUCAAGCUUAUCUCUCAAGUUUACAACCGAGAGAUUAUUGUAAGGGACCGCGCUCGUUACCAUCAUUUCAGCAAUGGAUCAUGUUCCUGCAAGAACUUUUGGUGAGUUCUGGAAAUGGGAUAAGUCAACAAAGAGUAUGAAGAGGAAUCAUAUAGGAAAACAGAAAUUAAUGCAAUGAGGAAAGAACAAUCUCAUGAUUGGAGAUAAGACAUUGCAGUUCCAUUUCCUACUACAGGUUUAGAUAAAAUUGUUAACAUUUUUAAUUGUCAAUCAAAUUGUACAAAGUUUCC
Molecule: messenger RNA, 2215 nt
Organism: Hevea brasiliensis (rubber tree)
Lineage: Eukaryota; Viridiplantae; Streptophyta; Magnoliopsida; Malpighiales; Euphorbiaceae
Product: pentatricopeptide repeat-containing protein At5g66520-like
Exons: 1
Coding region: 24-2030 (668 amino acids)
Biological process (GO): RNA modification
Molecular function (GO): protein binding; zinc ion binding; RNA binding
Source: RefSeq, a predicted model, not a curated record